Molecule: messenger RNA, 745 nt
Organism: Batrachochytrium dendrobatidis JAM81
Lineage: Eukaryota; Fungi; Chytridiomycota; Chytridiomycetes; Rhizophydiales
Exons: 1
Coding region: 24-335 (103 amino acids)
Source: RefSeq, a predicted model, not a curated record
AAUUUCUGACUGUUUUUUCGGUCAUGUCUAGUGCAUUGGUAACAUCCAAUGUGGACCACUCGACCCAAUUUUCUGGAUUGUUUGUGACAGAUCCUGUUAUCGUGGCAGAUGGAGUUGAUGUUGGACAAAAUACCACAUAUUUGUCGAAUCCGUACAGAUCUAUCCCAAAAGUAGGUUUUCCAAAUGAAGUGCGAUUGUCUUGCUGUGCAACAUAUGAUCCUUCCUCCCAUCCAUCAUUAGUAAAUAAUGGGACCGUAACACCAGCCUGCCGAGCAACUUUGGCCAAAUGUCGCAUAUCAUCUACCAGUCCAAGCGGGAUUCCUUUUAAUAGCUGAAAACUUUCGUUUUCAAUCUGUACCGCCAACACACACCCCCUUGGGUUAGUAGUGAUUUCAUGGCGAGCAAGAAUAGGUAAAAUGGCGUUGAACCACUCUGCACAGUAAGUUGAAAAUUGUGAAUCGUAUGAUCGAAACGCUGAUACUACCGAAUGCCUAAUGCAAAUAUUUCUUUUUGCAAUGAGCCAUUGCGGGAAUCCGCCCCCUUGAGUUUCUGCGCAAAUAUAUGGACCAGGAGCCGCCAAAACAAACAGGCCAAGAUCUUCACAGAUACACAGUAAAAAAUCCAAAUCUCUGUUUCCGUCAAAGAUGUAUGUACUUUGGUCUAAUAAAUAUAGAUAUUAGGAUUGGUAUUAGUCAAUGAUCUUCAAAAACAAAUUUCAUAAAUGCAUGGGUGGUCGAGUUCAAAU